Molecule: messenger RNA, 594 nt
Organism: Magnolia sinica
Lineage: Eukaryota; Viridiplantae; Streptophyta; Magnoliopsida; Magnoliales; Magnoliaceae
Product: prefoldin subunit 3-like
Exons: 3
Coding region: 1-594 (197 amino acids)
Biological process (GO): tubulin complex assembly; microtubule-based process; protein folding
Cellular component (GO): cytoplasm; prefoldin complex
Molecular function (GO): tubulin binding
Source: RefSeq, a predicted model, not a curated record
AUGUCAAACGAGACUUUAGACCCGAUUAACGGGAAGGUUUGGCUGCUGGCAGUCAACUCAUCGCUUGCUUUUCUUCAAGAAAGACUUCAGCAGUACGAGUUGGUCGAAAUGAAACUUCUCGCUCAGCAGAGGGAUCUUCAGGCCAAAAUCCCUGACAUUGAGAAGUGCCUAGAUAUAGUUGCCGCAUUGCAAGCUAAGAAGGGUACUGGUGAGGCGUUGAUUGCUGAUUUCGAAGUUUCUGAGGAAAUAUAUUCACAGGCUCGAAUCAAGGAUGCAGAGUCGGUCUGUCUAUGGUUGGGAGCAAAUGUCAUGCUAGGGUAUUCUUGUGAAGAGGCAAAUGCUCUUCCACGUAAGAAUCUUGAAAAUGCAAAAGUGAGUUUAGAAGUCCUUGUUGCUGAUCUGCAGUUCUUGAGAGACCAAGUGACAACAACCCAAGUUACACUCACUCGAGUAUAUAAUUGGGACGUUCAUCAACGAAGGAGUAAGCAAGCUCUUUGUUUUGUUUUUUUUUUAUUGUUGGCAUGUGCUAGAUUAAAAUGUGACACAUGGAACGCUCAGAGAUUAAAUCAGGCACUUGUAGCUGCUAAAGCUUAA